Messenger RNA from Chinchilla lanigera (long-tailed chinchilla), 2739 nucleotides. It is a transcript of the gene Hacd3, whose product is annotated as 3-hydroxyacyl-CoA dehydratase 3. Gene Ontology annotation, biological process: sphingolipid biosynthetic process; fatty acid elongation; very long-chain fatty acid biosynthetic process. Gene Ontology annotation, cellular component: endoplasmic reticulum membrane. Gene Ontology annotation, molecular function: 3-hydroxyacyl-CoA dehydratase activity. NCBI's taxonomy places the organism in Eukaryota, Metazoa, Chordata, Mammalia, Rodentia, Chinchillidae. The transcript has 12 exons. The record is from RefSeq and is a predicted model, not a curated record. The coding region runs from base 1 to 1146 and encodes 381 amino acids.
AUGGCGGACCACUUGAUUGUACCUCACCAGCCCGGGCCUGAUUUGCCGUUUUCAGAGUGGACUGAUUCAGUGCCCAGGGCCUGCAGUCUCGUAGGUGCAGACGGGUACGGAAAGACCUUCCGCAGAGCUGUGAAUGAAGCGCGUAACCCGGCCAUCAGCAUCACUGAAAACAUACUGCAUUUCAAAGCUCAGGGACACGGUGCCAAAGGAGACAAUGUCUAUGAGUUUCACUUGGAGUUCUUAGACUUUGUAAAGCCAGAGCCGGUUUACAAGCUGACCCAGAGGCAGGUGAACAUUACUGUUCAGAAGAAGGUGAGUCACUGGUGGGAACGACUUACCAAGCAGGAGAAGCGCCCGCUGUUCUUGGCCCCUGACUUUGAUCGCUGGCUGGACGAAUCUGAUGCAGAAAUGGAGCUCAGAGCCAAGGAGGAAGAACGCCUGAAUAAACUAAGGCUAGAAAGCCAAGGCUCUCCUGAAACGCUUACAAGCUUGAAGAAAGGCUACCUGUUCAUGUAUAAUCUCGUGCAGUUCUUGGGAUUUUCCUGGAUCUUUGUUAACCUGACAGUGCGGUUCUUUAUCUUGGGAAAAGAGUCCUUCUACGACACGUUUCACAGUGUGGCUGACAUGAUGUAUUUCUGCCAGAUGCUGGCAGCUGUGGAGACCAUCAACGCAGCAAUUGGAGUCACCAGUUCACCAGUGGUACCUUCUCUCUUACAGCUUCUUGGAAGAAAUUUCAUUCUGUUCAUCAUCUUUGGCACCGUGGAAGAAAUGCAAAACAAGGCUGUGGUUUUCUUUGUGUUUUAUUUGUGGAGCACAAUUGAGAUUUUUAGGUAUCCCUUCUACAUGCUUUCCUGCAUCGACAUGGACUGGAAGGUGCUCACGUGGCUGCGUUACACUGUGUGGAUUCCUGUGUACCCUCUGGGAUGCUUAGCGGAAGCUGUCGCAGUGAUCCAGUCCAUUCCAGUAUUCAAUGAAACCGGAAGAUUCAGCUUUACAUUGCCGUAUCCAAUGAAAAUCAAAGUUAGAUUUUCCUUUUUCCUUCAGAUUUAUCUUAUAAUGUUGUUUUUAGGGUUAUACAUAAAUUUUCGUCAUCUUUAUAAACAGCGCAGGCGGCGGUAUGGACAAAAAAAGAAAAAGGUCCACUAAUCCGAGAGAUUUAGAAGGCUUCUUGCCAGUUUGAGCCUAAUCUAUGAUUCUUACAGUUUUACCUUCUUGUACUGAUGUAAACGUUUUUUUAAAGUUAAACAAUUAAAUUCUCAGUGAGGCUGUCGCCCUUUCCACAGUGACAUUCCUGAAUUUGCUGUAUUAUCUUAGUGUAGUACUUGCAUGACACGGCUUCCCGACAUCUGACAACAGGUUCACUCUUGUGUGUGCAUUAACGACAGCACAGGGCUCCGCCCAGACCCAUUCUGUUCUUCACAUGCCAGAGACUCAGUUCCAGUGCGCUGUUCCUACAGGGACCGAGCACUCUUACAGUUGGGAUUUGUUCUUUUUCCCUAUUAGUAGUGAAAAAAAGCAAGACUGCGUUGCUCUGUAGAACGCUUUAAAGUGACUCAGGCAGAACCUAAUAUUCUGUACCCAAAGGACUACUUAAAUAGUGGCGGGGAGGGCACUGACUUUUUGAAAAUCAAGUAUACUUGGUCAUUGAGAAGUCUCUGGUCACAGCGGGCUGGAGAGCAGUUUUGCACCUGACAUCUUUCAGCCUAACCAUGUCUGUCACCACAGUGCUUACUACUAUAGCGCUUACCAGUGUGGGCCCUGAAGAGGCAAAGGUGACUUGAGAGAAUCCAAGCAGAACCUUGGAACACCACGAUCACUUCGCUGCUAGGUAAAUCGGGACUGUUUUCAAGUCUAAAGAAAGAGGAGACCUUGUUUAGAAAACACUGUUAGUUCCAAACUCAGGUGGCUGCAAGAGUCAGGAAAGAAUGCACGCCACACUGGCCAAACUGGCACGCAUAGACGUGCCCAAACUGUAGCCUGUGGCACACUGCAAAGUGAACGCAGGCCAGCCUGGAGCAGGCCCUGCCCGCCUGCUGUCUAACGGGGGCACAGACUGAAAGUCAGUCUCCAUUCCCUUGUGCCGGCUGAGUCCAUUUCCUGUGUACUUCUCUGAGAGAGUGGGGAGGCUGUACGCUUUUGAACCUCAAACACACGUUUUUUGUGCUGUUGUUGGGUUGUUGGGUUGGCUUUUUACCUGUCUGCAGUAGGACACUAAAAACAGCAGGAAUUUUGGCCGGGAAAUGACCUGCUGGUCCUUUACCAGGGAUCCCUGGUAGGAAACGCACAAAGAGGAACUGAAGAAAGUCUAGCCAUUAUGGUUGGCUGUUGUAAAAACACAUCGGUUUCCUCCAGAACAUUCCACAUAAACCAGGUAAAGUAAGUGUUAGAAGUGACACUUGCAUUGAAAGAAUUUAAGGCAUAGUCGCGCUUUCUGUUCUGCCAUCCCCAGUGUUCCUGGAGGAAAGGAGACUGGUCAGCUUUGACCUGAAGUUUCUGAUUAGCAGAAGCUGUUUUAAAAACUCACUGCACUGGAGGGCAUUUUGCAUGUCUGUAACUUCCGUCAACAGCUGUUUGUACUGACUUCUGCUGUCCUCUCACCUGACUGUAACCAGGCAGAUCAGCUUUGCAGUAGAUGCUGCGUCUUCGUGGCGAAGCUCUGUGUUCUCCGUAAUUGUUAAGAACCCCUUGAUUGCUGUCUGAGGAAGAUGUGUAUUUAUAUUAAAACAUUUGCAAUCAAAA